AUGCUCGGCAAGAUCGCCCUCGAAGAGGCUUGGGCCAUCCCAGAGAACUUCAAAGCCUACGAUGUCUCGUCACUGGCGCCAAAGGGCGUCAUCGGCGGGGACCUGAUCGCCAACCUGCUGGACGUGCACGGGACGCGGCUGGAGCAGAUGGACGAGAACGGGGUGGAGACGAUGGUGCUCUCGCUCUCGUCGCCGGGGCCGCAGGGCGUGACGGAUGCGAGAGAGGCGGAGGCGCUGGCCAGCCUAGCCAACGAGCGGCUCGAGUCCGAAGUAGGGCGCAACCCGACCCGGUUCGCGGCCCUAGCGUCGCUGAGCCUCCACGACCCGGCACAGGCGGGGCGCGAGCUCAGGCGAUGCAUCACCGAGAGGAAGGGGUUCGUGGGCGCCAUAGUUAACGACUUCCAGAGCGCGGGGCCCGACAAGAACACGAUGAUCUUUCUCGACCGGCCCGAGUGCGACGCCUUCUGGCGCGUGGCCGAGGAGCUUGACGUGCCCGUCUACGUCCACCCGCGCGAGGCCACGCCGCUCAUCUACGAGCAGAUGUGGAAGGACCGUCCGUGGCUGGCCUUCUCGGCGCUGGGCUACGCGCACCGCGUCGGCAUGCACGUGCUGGGCAUCGUGACGGCGGGCGUGCUCGACCGGUUUCCGGGGCUCAAGAUUGUCAUUGGGCACAUGGGGGAGCACAUUCCGUACGAUCUGUACCGCAUCGACCACAAGCUCAACCGGGCGCGGUUCCCGCAGAUGCCCAUGUCCAAGGACAAACUGGUGCGCGACUACUUUGGCACGCAGCUGUUCAUCACGACGUCGGGCCACUUCUCGACGCCGGCCCUGCUCUGCGCGCUGCAAGAGAUUGGGGCGGGGGCCGUCAUGUUCUCCAUCGACUACCCGUUUGAGAGCAUCCCCAACGGCUGCGUGUGGUUCGACGACCACGUCCCCAUCAAUGGCCGCGACCUCGUUGACAUUGGCCGCAACAACGCGCUCCGCAUAUUCAAGCGCCUGCAGCUCAGCCCACACGGGCUCGGCGAGAAGGAGCCCCGCGAGUGCGGCGUGGGAGGCCUUGGCCUUGUGCGCGCGCGCGAGAGAGAGAGAGGCGGCGAGCGGCCCAGAAGACCAGAGGCAACGCCAACGGCGGAGGUGGAGUAUGGCCUAUACAACAAGGACUGGAGCAAGAGGCUGGAGAGACGCCCAGAAUCUCCGACGGCGCACACGGACAAUUCUGUGCAACAUGGCGCACGACGAGCCUCGAAUGUUCCCGUGCCCCGUGUCGUCCAGAGUAUUGGCGUGGGAGUUACAAUUUGA
This is a messenger RNA of Lasiosphaeria miniovina, 1299 nucleotides long. RefSeq lists its product as uncharacterized. Gene Ontology annotation, molecular function: hydrolase activity; carboxy-lyase activity. The coding region runs from base 1 to 1299 and encodes 432 amino acids. The record is from RefSeq and is a predicted model, not a curated record. Gene Ontology annotation, cellular component: cytosol; cytoplasm. The transcript has 2 exons. Gene Ontology annotation, biological process: secondary metabolic process. Lineage: Eukaryota; Fungi; Ascomycota; Sordariomycetes; Sordariales; Lasiosphaeriaceae.